UGUUUCAGCCAAAUAGUUGAAGUCGGCACUCUUCUGCUUCCUGCCUGCCUGCCUGCCUGCCUGCCCGCUUGCCUGCCCGCCCGCCCGCCUGCCUGCCUGCCCGCUGCCUGCCUGCCUCGCUUGCUGCGUGGCUGAGCGUGAGACAGAUAUUGAGAGGGAACCCGUGUCGGCAUGGACCUCUGACUGCGGCAUUAGGCAGCGUGCAAGGAAUGACAACAGUUCACAUGGUCAUUAACUCCCGUUGCUGAGGCAGACAGCCGCACUGUAGCUGCCACACAAGGUGCCUCCUGUGUCGGGGACAGCAGACGGCCAAGCUCGGGGACCUGCCCAAACCAGAUUGCUGACAGAAGGUUCCAUGUGAGACAGCAUUCCUACUGGAUGAUCCCUGGCUAGUUUUGAAGAGUUCUUGAGUUCGCCUCUAGUCACGAUAGGACACUUCACUUCAACACUUUCAACUUCUUCCUGUUCCCCAUUGUGGAUACAUUUUUGGAGACAUUGGGACAAGCAGUUAAACUCAUCUAGGACCAUGCUUUGUGUGCUUCGCCUGAGGUGCCACUUGAGUCUUGCUGAAUGAUGAACAAUCCCGUUUAACAGGCGAAUACGACUGCAGCAGUGCAGUCCCAUGCUCUGCUAACGCUCAAGACUUCACCUGUCCCUUUCCUGUCUACAGAGACCAAUCAAAUCCACUGACUGAAAGUGGAUAAUUUUCCGCUGUAACUUAUAUCAAUUGUUUUUUUCUUCUUCUGGAAUACGUUGUAACUGCUCCUCAGAGGACGGGCCUCCUCCUUUAACUGAGCAGCUCUCCCACAACCAAGCCAGCAACGCAGCCAUGGCUUUGAAUAUUGCCUCUAUACGUGACACAAAAUGGCUGACCUUGGAAGUGUGUCGGCAGUUUCAGAGAGGGACUUGCUCACGCAGUGAUGAAGAGUGCAAAUUUGCCCACCCAUCUAAAAGCUGCCAAGUGGAAAAUGGGAGAGUGAUUGCGUGUUUUGACUCUUUAAAGGGCCGCUGCACGCGAGAAAACUGCAAGUACCUGCACCCGCCCGCUCACCUGAAAACCCAGCUGGAGAUCAACGGACGCAAUAACCUGAUCCAGCAGAAGACAGCGGCUGCUAUGCUGGCCCAUCAGAUGCAGUUUAUGAUUCCCGGCACCACCAUGCAACCUAUGCAGACUUUUCCAGUCAGCCAGGGUCUCGGCUCCAGUGCAGGUUUGAGCUACACGCCAUACCUGACCCCCAUGUCGCACAGUAUGGGCCUGGUACCUACAGAAAUCUUGCCCAGCACACCCAUGAUUGUCCCAGGCAGCCCUCCUGCAUCAUUGGCUACUGCUUCAUCCGCCAACCAAAAAUUAUUGCGAACAGACAAGCUGGAGGUUUGUCGUGAGUUCCAGCGGGGCAACUGUGCUCGAGGCGAGACCGACUGCCGCUUUGCCCACCCGUGUGACAGCCCCAUGAUCGACACCAGUGACAAUACGGUCACUGUCUGCAUGGACUACAUCAAAAGCCGUUGUUCCCGUGAGAAGUGCAAGUACUUCCACCCGCCGGCCCAUCUGCAGGCUAAGAUCAAGGCUACCCAACACCAAGCCAACCAGACGGCAGUGGCUACGACAGCGGCCAUGACUCAGUCGACUGCCAAAGCAAUGAAGCGACCCCUCGAGGCAACUGUAGACCUGGCCUUUCCCCACAGCGUCCUUCAGCCGCUACCAAAGAGAGCGGCACUGGAGAAGAGCAAUGGUGCAAACUCCGUAUUUAACCCCAGUGUCUUGCACUAUCAGCAGGCUUUGGCCAACGCACAGCUCCAGCAGCAUGCUUUCUUUCCCACAGGGUCAGUCCUGUGCAUGACGCCUGCUAGCAGUCUUGAUCAUUCUAAAGUAAACGCCACAAAAGCGCUGGAUUGUGAAGGAGGUGCACUCCAAAACUCCAAUCUGCUCACGUGUAAAUACUAUUUUACCUCUCCCAUAGAGGUGCAGCAACCUGCAUGCUAAGAGUCUCACACAGAAAUGCACUUAUGGCAGUGUCAGUGCAACACACAGGCACCACAUAGUGUGUAUGAUUUUUUUUUAGUGACUCUAAAAGUCAAAUAUAAUGGUAAUGUACGUAUUGUGGUUGACACAGAAUAGGCACACCACAUUGAAACCCUUUCUUGAUUAUUUAUUUGAGGAAUUUCCACACAAUUUCUGUCCUUGUUUAGUAAACCACAAUAUGCUGGAUUUGCACUUUGACGUUAUGGUGCACUCUAUUGUACUUAGAGUUCGACAGUCACGGGAAACUUGUAACCACACUGACACGCUUUGAUGGCCUCAAGUGUUUUUGUCCAGUGGUGUGAGAGUGGCUCUCCUCAGAAUGGAAUGUGGCAGCUCAAAAGGGGUCCCCGCACAUACUGCAUCUGCCCUCGAUGACCUGAAUCGUAUCAACCCUGGAAGCAUUUUGCCAAAGCCCGACAUGGAGAAGAUGUUUUUUUUUUUUUAUCAUGUCCCAAAGCUGCUUGGAACAACAACACAACAAUGAUUUGUGGAGGUGCCGCCUUUUUAAACUGCAUCCAGCUGGGGUGGUCGGCUUGGUGCUCCGAGUCAGUGCCAAGGACUUGAUGGGGCUUAGUCCCAGACAUCCCAAGCCAUGUGUGUUUGUGGGUGCGCAUGAGAACGGAUAGUCUGCCGGCAGACAUGGGAGCAUGGCGGACUCGGUGACGGCAUGUUUUGGUGCUUAACCAAAUGCUGAAGACUUGAACUCGAGGGCUACCUGGCUCCACAAUCACCCGCAAUUCUCUUUCACCCUAGAAAACUGUAGAAGUGCCUAAACAUGCUCACCUGGAUGAUAGCCAGUUGCAGACAAGCUGGUGUCACGUUUAGCGUGGGGGAAGAAAAAAAUAUAUUUUUUUCUACCAACUGUCCAUUGAGAUCACAAGUGUCUUUCUGGAUCACCAACUAGCUCUCACAAUGUACCAUCAUUUAUUACCGGUAAUUUACAAGAGGAAUAUAUAUAAGUGAGAAGGUUAUAAAAAAAAAAAAAAAAAAAAAACCUUGCGUGUAAUGUAUAUAUGUAAUUUAGUUUCUGGUUAUAGAAUUGUGUUUAAAGUUUGUGCUACGUGUCCUUUCAAAAUAUGUUUGGACUUGGCUCCACCUGCACUUCAAGCAAGUCAAGGACAUGAAAUGUUCUUGUGUUGUUUUUUUUUAAACCAAUCAGCAUAUUUCAUAGUGUAAUAAGUUUUAAAGAUAAUUUAGGGAAAACUAUUUUUAUUUGUGUUUGUUCUAGCCCAAAACAAAUGUAAUUUCAUGGUGCUUGAUGACCAUUGACAAUCCACAACUUUGGGUUUCAUUCUCCUUGAUUGUCUUCAUGCAUCUCGUUGUGUGUUUUAUUUGGGAUUGGGGCUUAAAAGGUUUACUCUUAAUUUAUCUUUACUCUUUAUUGAUCUUCGCCCUCACGUUAAUUACUAUGUUGUAAAAAUAUUUGAAAUGAAUGUAACUUAUUGAGCUGUGUCACACCGUGCUUUGUCAGCGGUGGGGAGGUGGAAGCUUCCAAGUCCACCUAUAGACUGCUGGAAGCUGCUAGACCUAGAUGGCCUUCUUGCUGGAAAGAGGGAGGAAAAAAAAAUAAUGAUGUUUCAGAAGUGAGAGUGUAAGAAUAGAGUUGCUUGUGUUGUUGGAGAAACGAAAAUAUGUUUAUUGUAUAGAUGACAUUUUAGCCGAGAAAAAAAAGAGAAGGAAAGCUUUUAAAAAGGGUGUACUCUGGUAUGCUAGUAUUUCAUAACAAUAUUAAGUUGUUGCUGUGGCAACCAAAUGUUGCAGUUGCUAAACUUUGGUAUUUUUGUAAAAGACAUUGUUUGACCUACCCCCACCGAAUUACGUACACAAGUUAGAUCGUAGUCAAGACAUUAACAUUUCUUAUUCUUCACUGAGAUUGUAACCACAAACUAAUAUUUUCACUAGAAAACAACAGCCGCUGUAGAGCUGUGACACUCACUAGAAUGAAUCACCAUAUAAGUAUAUAAAUAUGUACACACAAUAACAAAAUCUAUCAACGUUGAUAAGGACCUUCAGGCUCUUCCCUGAUUUGAUUCGUUCAGUGUAAUGCGAGAGUUAAGGAUAGCACUUUUCACACUGGAGAUUCGCAACAGUCAACCAUGUGUUUUUUAAGUGAAUGUAGUUGCGGGGACGGUGCACUUGAGACGUCCUUGUUUUACCCACAAAGUCCUUGACGUGUAUUUUAAGCAUAGACAGUGGAUGGUAAGAGAAGGCCAACGGAAGAACUUUGGUUCUCUGAGCAGACUCUGGGUAUCCAAAUUCAUUGCCUUAUCUGAAGUCUGUUGGGUGUAUAUUGGUUUUUUUUUUGUCAACUAUUUGUAGAGACGUUCUUUACUCGACCCCUUCGUACUUUCAUUUCAAGUAAAGGUAUAACUAUUGCUAUGUGAAGCCAUGUUUUUUGAGUGGAAGCCAAAAUGGCUGAGUAUAACCGAGUCACCAGUCGAGGAUAAGGAACUUGUUGACCCGUGUUGUGUGAGAAAGUGUAAUUUAUUGUUUUGGCCAACAGAGGGGGCCACACGCGAGACGGUUGGAGACUGUGCCAUCCUUGCUUCUGUGCGCCCAACCAACCAUUCAAUAGUUUUGCUGUAAUCUUUUUGGGAGAAAUGUAUUCUUUAUAUUAUGUUCCUUUUAGUCAAAUGUGCUUUGGUUCCAGCGAGGCAGUGUAAAUUCUAUCGAAAGAAAGAAAUAAAAAUCAAUGUCACCUC
This is a messenger RNA of Syngnathus typhle (broad-nosed pipefish), 4725 nucleotides long. RefSeq names its product muscleblind-like protein 2a. Gene Ontology annotation, molecular function: metal ion binding. NCBI's taxonomy places the organism in Eukaryota, Metazoa, Chordata, Actinopteri, Syngnathiformes, Syngnathidae. The transcript is spliced from 9 exons. The record is from RefSeq and is a predicted model, not a curated record. The coding region runs from base 830 to 1984 and encodes 384 amino acids.